Messenger RNA from Purpureocillium lilacinum, 561 nucleotides. RefSeq lists its product as uncharacterized. NCBI's taxonomy places the organism in Eukaryota, Fungi, Ascomycota, Sordariomycetes, Hypocreales, Ophiocordycipitaceae. The record is from RefSeq and is a predicted model, not a curated record.
AUGAAGCUUGGACUCUUGGUCCCGUGUGUAUGGGCCACUGCGACCCUCGGCUCCGCUCAGCAUGAGCACCUACGCCUAAACGCCGUCGUCUCUCGCGCCGACGGUGCCGCUGCCUUUGAGUGCUGGGAGAUGGCCACGCCCUUUCAACAGUACCCUACGACCGGCCAGGCCAUCUCCGGGCUUGCGCAGGUAUCCAACGUCUCCUACGUCGUCCUCCCCGCUCGUUCUAAUGAGGGCAUCCACAAACCGCCGCACCCCAUGUUCUUCGCUCUACUUUCUGGCCAGGCGCAUAUCACGCUUCCUCGGGGCAAGGAUGAGCUAUGGGUAACGGGCGGUGUCGACGGACUGAUUGUCGCAAACGACGUCACUGGAGAAGGCCACAUCACCGAGUACCCGAUGGACAAGCCUUCGGUUGCGCUCCAAAUACCCUUUAGCGAUGGGAAGCCGCCCGCGCACAGGGUUCUCCACGCGGGGCCAUGCUCGCGAGAAGACAUGGACGCCAACACCUCGAUAGACCAGGACGCGAGCCACAGGAAACACGAAUUGAGGGCGCAGGGGUAG